AGGGCAUGCAGAGGUCGUGUUGUGCUUCUGGUUUUUGUUUUCUUUUUUUCCUGCUCGUGUUGUAGCUAGGCAGGACUCGUGAUGUGAUGGCUUUCCUCAGUUUGUUCAUGAGAAGACGGUUGUCGCCGGCCGUGUCCCACUUCGCCCGGGCGGUGAAGCUGGUCCGGCCUCCGUGCGCCGAUGCCCCGGUGCGGAGGCUGCACGGCUCGUCGCGGCUGCGGGUCGGAGAGAAGGGACCGUGGGGGAAGAGCCGGGGGCCGGAGCAGCAGUACCAGCUCACAGACCUCGACAAGGCGGACGCUUUGAUGCUGAGAAAGUCCCACGAGACAGGAUUCCUCUCGUGGUUCAGGAACGGUCUGCUGGCAACAGGCAUCGGAGUCAUCGCGUUCGUCCAGAGUGAAGUUGGACGGGAAGCAGGAUACGCCUUCUUCGUCCUGGGAGGUGUGUGUGUGUCGUUCGGCAGCGCCUCGUACAUCGGCAGCAUCUUCGCCUUCCGGAGGAUGAUGCUGCUGUCUGUGCCGGCGCUGCUGCUCCAAAGCGCGGUGGUGGGCAGCAUCGCCCUCUUCUGGCUCUGCGCGGUAUCCCUCUACAUCGGCCGCCUGGAGGUGGAGAUCAUCCACGAGGAGGAGGAGGGGGAGGACGAGGAAGAGUGCCGGGAGUGCCGCGAGAGGCGCGCACACCGGGGCUACCGCGGCUCCCACGACAGUGAGGACAGUGACGGCAAUGGGCCGAACAAGUAGAUGCGUCGGAUGGAGAGUGGAAAAGGGUGUGUGUGUGUGUGUGUGUGUUGCUUUGAUUCAGGGUUUCCCUUUAUAUAUGUAUGUGUGUGUGAGUGUAUGAGUGAGAGAUGUAAAGAUUGUUAAGGUGAAGACUUUUAGACCUUAACAAUAAUCUGGUGAGAAAAGUCUGAAAUUUCUGGUAGUUUGACUACAUUCAUUACUGGUGAAUAAAUUAGCUUUUUUUUGGUAAGAUUUCUUUUAAUCAGACACAAAAAAAAGCUGCUUCACUUACGUUAUCGAUCUGUCUGAAAACUGCAUUGAUUUUUUUUUCUGUUUUUAUUUUAUUUUAAAUCCUCACCGUCACAGACGUGCUGCAUCAGUCUCACUGAGAGCACCCUGUUUGCUCAGUCACACGUCUCGCUGCACUGUAUGCAAUCCUGCUGCUCGUUUUAUCGUCUCGUUCAACAUGAUUAACUGUGAUCGAAUACUUGAAGUUUUCAUGGAAGUCUUGAACUAAAACUAGCUGGUUGCGAUGUGCUGUGGGCUCUAGAAAGAAUCAACGUACUAUGUGCAGGUUUUUCUUUGUUUUUCAUUGCAAAUCACUGAGGGCUUAGAAUAUAUUUUUUACAGAGGUUUGAGUUACCCUGUCGAGUUAAUUUGUUUUGAAGGGCGGGGCACUUUUUGUUUGUCAUUACAGUAACUCUGGACUUUUGGAAACAGUAUUUUUCACAGCUUUUUCUGUGGUUAUAUAUUUUGCUCUGUAUUGUUGAGUACCUGAAUGCAACCAUUUUACCUUUUGAGUGAAUUUUACACCAUCUGGUGAUCACUACAAUUGCUGUCUUAAUGGAUGUAAAGAGUAUCUGAUAGUAUGGGAAAGCUGAUGAUAUUGAGUUUCUGUGUGGGAUUGGGGUUCACUAUUGUUUGCUUUUUUUAUUGUUUGCACAACUUUUAAUGCACCCUACUGUUCAUACAGUAAUAAAGCAAGAAGUCAUC
Messenger RNA from Chelmon rostratus (copperband butterflyfish), 1712 nucleotides. It is a transcript of the gene tmem160, whose product is annotated as transmembrane protein 160. The coding region runs from base 87 to 740 and encodes 217 amino acids. The transcript is spliced from 4 exons. NCBI's taxonomy places the organism in Eukaryota, Metazoa, Chordata, Actinopteri, Chaetodontiformes, Chaetodontidae. The record is from RefSeq and is a predicted model, not a curated record.